Messenger RNA from Manihot esculenta (cassava), 1567 nucleotides. RefSeq names its product 3-ketoacyl-CoA synthase 11. The record is from RefSeq and is a predicted model, not a curated record. Gene Ontology annotation, cellular component: membrane. Gene Ontology annotation, biological process: fatty acid biosynthetic process. Gene Ontology annotation, molecular function: acyltransferase activity, transferring groups other than amino-acyl groups. The transcript is spliced from 2 exons. Lineage: Eukaryota; Viridiplantae; Streptophyta; Magnoliopsida; Malpighiales; Euphorbiaceae. Bases 40 to 1455 code for a protein of 471 amino acids.
AUAAAUUAUCAUAGCUAAAACUGCUUGCUCUCCAAUCCCAUGUUCCUCUUUCUCACACCAUUUCUUGGCAUGACUUUGGUUCAUUGUUCAAUGCUCACCCUUCAAAAUCUCAGUAAUCUAUGGAACCAACCCAAACUCAAUUCUGAAACAUUAGUUAUAUGCUCAACUUUUUUACUGACUAUAAUCAUUCUAUAUUUUAUGAGAAAGCCAAGAAAAGUCUACUUAGUUGAUUUUGCUUGUUACAAGCCAGAGCCAUCUUACAAGUGCUCCAAAGAGCAUUGCCUGAAGAUAGCUGAAAGUAUGAGAGUGUUCACAAAGGAAAGUUUAGAGUUUGCAAAGAAAAUUCUAGAGAGAUCUGGGAUUGGUCAAGACGCAUACGGAUCUAAUGGAAUAUUGCAAAACCCUCAAGACUUUUCCAUGGCCGAGGCAAGAAGGGAGUCAGAAAUGGUGAUUUUUGGAGCAAUUGAUGAGCUGCUGGCUAAAACUGGGGUGAAGCUUGUAGAUAUAGGAAUACUCGUAGUGAAUUGCAGUCUGUUCAAUCCUCAGCCGUCUCUCUCGGCCAUGAUUAUCAAUCGCUACAAGUUAAGAGCGAAUAUUUUGAGCUUUAAUCUUGCUGGUAUGGGAUGCAGUGCUGGACUUAUUUCUAUACAGCUCGCCAAAGAUCUUUUACAGGUCCAUGGAGACUCUUAUGCCCUAGUGGUUACCACAGAAAAUGUCACUAGUAGUUGGUAUGCCGGCAAUGAACGCUCAAUGCUUGUCACAAACUCCCUAUUUCGCGUUGGAGGAGCUGCAAUUCUUCUAUCCAACCUAACAUCUGAUCGUCGACAUUCUAAAUAUCAGCUCAUGUAUAGUAUACGAACUCACAACGGUGCUGAUGAUAAGUCCUACAAUAGUAUAAUGCAACAAGAAGAUGAGAACAACAUAUUGGGAGUCUCAUUGUCAAAAGAACUCAUAAGGGUUGCUGGAGAUACCCUUAAGGCAAACAUCACCGCACUUGGACCAUUAGUUCUUCCAUUGUCUGAGCAGCUGAUAUUUCUUGCAAAUUUAAUAAUGAAAAGGAUUUUCAAAAUGAAGAUAAAAUCAUAUAUUCCAGAUUUCAAGUUGGCAAUUGAACACUUCUGCAUACAUCCUGGAGGAAGAGCUGUUUUAGAUGAGGUAGAAAAAAGCCUUGGUCUCAGUGAAUGGCACAUGGAGCCUUCAAGAAUGACUCUCUUUAGGUUUGCAAACACUUCAAGUAGUUCAUUGUGGUAUGAAUUGGCUUACACAGAGGCUAAGGGAAGGAUCAAGAAGGGUGAUAAGGUGUUGCAAUUAGGUUUUGGUGCAGGGUUCAAGUGCAACAGCGUUGUGUGGCAUGCUAUAAGGUCUAUCAAUCCAGCCAAUGAGAAGAACCCUUGGAUUGAUGAAAUUAAUGAUUUUCCUGUUUUCGUACCUAAAGUUACACCUGUAAUAUAUUAAAUCUUUCUUUCUCUUGUUUUUGGGCUAAACUUUUCAUUUUAGAAAUUCCAGUGUUCUUGUAAUAGUAUUAUAACUUAUAAUAAUAUUAAUGGGCUUUCUACCGUAAAGGUUU